This is a messenger RNA of Thermothielavioides terrestris NRRL 8126, 1939 nucleotides long. RefSeq lists its product as uncharacterized. The record is from RefSeq and is a predicted model, not a curated record. Lineage: Eukaryota; Fungi; Ascomycota; Sordariomycetes; Sordariales; Chaetomiaceae. Bases 132 to 1673 code for a protein of 513 amino acids. The transcript is spliced from 3 exons.
GGGGCAGACAGUCAAUGUCGGGUAGUUUAGCAAGUACCUCAAGUAACUCGUGGAAGCGGGUCACAAAACUCUUGUGCUCGAACUAUCCGCUGCUGCUCCUGCUGCCUGCUGCUUUCCCUCCAUGAUCUGAGAUGCAUCUGCUUGCAAGACGGUGUUGCAGCCACCCCGGCAUCCGUGCCCUACAUCUUUCGAGAAUUGUUGCUCCACGAUGGGCCGAGCACAGUUCAUCGCUUGAUACCCAUAGACCCCUUUCCCCUUUUCUUGUGCGGCGGAAUUACAUCCAGGCUUCAAAAUUUCCGCGAUGGGCCGAGGCGAUUGUCAUCGGGGGUGGGCCUGCUGGCAUCGCUGCCGUCGGCACCCUCCUCGACCACAUCCCGGAAGGCACGAUAGUUUGGAUAGACAGGUCGUCAUUUAAGGGUGGCAGCAUUGGCCAGCUCUAUCGUGAAGUUCCCAGCUACUCUCCGGCGGGCGACUACCUGCGGUAUGCUCGCACACCCAAGUCCUUUAGAGAUAUCGUCAAUGCGGCGCCUAAACCAAAUGCCAUAACGGCAUUGGAGGAACUCCAACCCGACAUGACGUGCUCGCUCAGCUACGCCGCCGACAUGCUCGAGCUCAUUACCAACGGCUUGCUCAAGCACGACCGAGUUGAGCCGGUAGUGGGAAACGUCACGAAUCUGGGCCGGAAUCCAGGGACGAGACGAUGGUAUGUGACACUCGAGCCCAACGAGAUCGGUCACGACCAGUCCGUCCUUAAGUACCAGACGCCCAUGGUAGUCUACUGCACCGGCUCCCAUCCCAUAACAACGGAACUGCCCCUCGACAUCCCCCGCCUGAGCCUCGAAACUGGGCUCGCCCCAUCUCGCCUGGCCAAGCUCCUCCCCACCGACAAGCCCUGCACCGUGGCCGUCAUCGGCGACGGCCACAGCGCCGUGCUCACCCUGCGUAACCUGUUCUACCUCGCCGCCAUCUCCCACCGCCACCUGCGCAUCCGCUGGUUCACGCGGACGGCCAACCUCCGCUACGCCGAGGAGACCCCCGAGGGCGUCAUCCUGAACGAGAAUACCGGCCUGAUGGGCGAGGCCGCCCGCUUCGCACGCGCCCAGCUCGAGGGCGACAAGCUGGAGACGUCAGACGCCGGCGCCUUCAUCACGCGCGUCAUCCUGCCGACGUCCGCCGGCAACGACGAGUCCGCGACGCGGAGCCCGGAGGAGCUCGAAUCGGAGGUGCUCGCGCAGAACCUCGAGGGCGUCGACUACGUCAUCCAGGCGAUCGGGUUCACGCGCAGCAGGCUACCCGCAUUGGUUCCUAGGUUGAGUCCCUACCGCGACCCCUUGGGCAAGCCGAAGCGGAUGGUGUUCAACGCCCUGACCGGGUGGUUUUUCCCGAAUUUCGCCUCCCGGUCUAACGUGAUCGGGCUGUUUGGCGCCGGCAGCGCAUUUCCCGAGCUCGAGUUCACUUCGGAGGGAUGGAGGAGCCCGGCGGUAAGCAUCUGGAAGUUCAUGAGGUUCUUGCAGAGGAUGGUGCCGAAGUGGAUCGAGGCGACCAAGAAGGGGAAGUUUGCGGAACCUCCGAACCGUCAGGAAUGCAUUGAGGAAGCGCCAAGGGUUGUUCCUCCGGAACGUCUGGAAUGCAUUGAGGAAGCGCCAAGGUUGCACGGUGGAGGCUCCUCUUAGCUUGGGGUAUUUGGGGGGUUAUGUAGGAUAAGACUGACUGUACAGUAUCACAAGUCCGAGCCUUGUAUUCCGUACACUACAUAUGAUUGCAUUCACGGUCCGGCUGGACCGUGUUAGCCCUGGACAUUUGCGGGGGUGCGCUAAAAGAAGGAGUAGGCAUUAGGGUGGCGGGGGUUCACGAUUUCAAGGGAUUUUAAAAUAGCUAUCGCCAACAACGAGCCCGUCUUCCCAGUCUCGCUCAUGACAAUGACACGCACUGAACAUCU